CCGCCGUCAUGCCGGCCGCCGCCUGUCCCCUCCUGCCGCCGGUGAUCCAACUUGGCGGGUGAGCCCUUCCCCGACACCCAGAUUGUCAAGAGGAGAAAUUACCCAAGCCAAAAUGCAGUGACUGCAUUUCUCUGGCAAAAGUUUCUCGUGUCAUAAAAACAGCUGGCAGAGCUAAAGCUUUGGGGAGCUGAAUCCACUUCACUUUGUCUCCCUGAGCCACCGUCAGACGCAGGAUCGCCCCACCACCACCACUGCCAGCAGCAUGGAAAGCGUGCGUGAGCUCCAAAACCCGCUCUUGGCCAAAUCCAACGGCCACCUUCGCAGCAGCUAUUCUUACCACCAGCACCACAGCCAGGACUACCCCAGUCAUCGCUGCCAAGGGAAACUGUAUUCCUACAUAUUCCAAAACACUGGUGGUGCCAGGACUCACCAGCUGCUGGAUGCCAGUUCCCUGCAGCUGGCUGUUGAAGCCUUGUAUGGCCCCAGUUUCAUCCUUGUGAAGGAUGAGACUGCUCUCAAGGCCAAGGACAGCAUGAUGGAAAGCUGCGAGACCACUUUUACAGAAAGCAAAGAGUCUCUGUCUGAAGCUCCUGAAGGGCAUGAGGCACAAGGGUCCUGCCUGGUAGAGAGUGACAUCCGCAUCCAAACUGUUUCCUAUGAGGUGGAGGAAGAGGAGCUCCAGGAGUAUGAGAGCGACUCCUCCAGCGACAGUGAAAGCGAGGAUCAUUUCCUGAUGCUUCCCCCCCGGGACCACUUGGGCCUGGCUCUUUUCUCCAUGCUGUGUUGCUGCUGGCCCCUGGGGAUUGCUGCCUUCUACUUCUCCCAAGGGACCAGCAAGGCUGUCUCCAAAGGAGAUUUUCAUCUGGCCAGUUCAGCUUCCCGCCGAGCUCUCUUCCUUGCCGCUCUCUCCAUAACCAUUGGCACAGGAGUGUACAUCGGGGUGGUGGUAGCACUGAUUGCUUAUCUCUCAAAAGGGGGCCACGUGUAGCUGCCACCUGCAUGUCACUGCCAUCCCUGGCCGCUGACCCUUCUGGGAUUGAGCUUUCCUGCGGAGCACAGAGCCCCAGUGCCUGCAAGGGCUGCUUGCACAGCAGGGCCUCAGCAUGGAUGUGCUGUGCAGGUUUCUUCCUCUUCCAGACAACAGUGGACCCCUCUUCUCCCUGAGGCUGUGGCAUGCGACCAUCUAGCAACAGGGAAUGGAGCACCAGCCUGGCUGCUGGGACAAGGAGGAGCACAUUUGCCUGGUGGAAGAUGUGCAGGAGAGAAACCACGCGCUGCUGCUGGGCUGGUGCAACAACCCCCAUCUGGGGCUACAGCUUCCCUUCUCAGGCCCGCAGCUGGGAGAUCCGCCUCUUGCCCAGGCUUGGGCCAUGAAGGGUACACACAGGGAGAAGAGGGGAGAUGGUGCCAGGGAAUGACUGCUGCUUCUUCUGGGAGGCCAGAGUCCUGGUGGGGUCUCCAGACUCCUGUGAUGGGAACAACAUUCUUGCUUCAGUGCCGUGGGGUGGCCUGACCCCUCAGCUGCAGUGGAGUAGGAGGACAGAGCACGGACAAGACCAAGAAGCAUGCCCUCUGCAUCCCUCUGCAGACAGACCCCUGAUCCACAGGGGAACAUCCCGGUUGCUGGUUUAUCCCAAAUCAGAAACAAGGAGGAAGGCAGGCUGGUGGUUGCACGCCAUCUCUCCCAUUAUUGAUGCAAGCUGGUAAAGACAGCAAGGUUUUUUCUGUGUUAGUAGUGACUGCCAUGCUGAUCCCAAGUCAGAGGCCUCAUAAGGUUGCCGUCCCAGAGUGCUGGACUCUCAAAAGUUUUGUAAUGGAAAUCUCUACCUAAGAAGUGUUCUGGGAGGGGUGCUGGCCUGAAGGAUUCCACUCCUUGUACUAGGUCAGGGCCCUGCACACAAAGAGGGAUGGAAAGAAAAGGCUGACAAAACCUGCCAAAUCUGGGGUGGGAGUGCUGCUUGUGAGGGGAUGAGAUCCAGAGAAGGAAGAGACAUGGAAGGAGCCUGAGACGCAGGGUGACCUCAACACGCUCCUUCCCAUGCCUUGAAGAGAGGUAUCUCCAUCCAUCCAUCCAUCCAUCCAUCCAUCCAUCCAUCCAUCCAUCCAUCCAUCCAUCCAUCCAUCCGCUUCUAGUAACAAGGAAAUACCAAGCAUUGCCACUCAUACAUCUUACUUUUCCUUAUUUGUAUAUUGUCAGCAACACAUUAAAGGCUUCAGAGGUGGCUAUGAAGGCAGUGAUUGCCCCAAAAGGUUGGCAUUUAGAAGCCAUGCCUCACCCCCCACUCUCCAGCAUCUGCCUUUGACCAUCCCUCCUCUCUCUGGCUCCCCUGUUGCCUCUUUUCCCCACGUGCAGGAGACUGCAGGCAGACUCUGGGCAUCCCUCACCUCCUUCCCAGAGUUUCUGGGAAGGCUGCAGCCAGCUUUGCAAGAGAUGCAGCAUGUUCCUCCAGCUGGGUGCCAUUCAAAUGUAAUUUCAUCCUAAAGAAGCAUGUUAAUGUCUGCAAUUGUCAUUGUAUUUGAGCCAUAAAAGAAAGAAGUGCAUCAGAGAUCUGUACAGAAGCUGGUCUGAAAGUUCCCAUUAUGUUUUUUAACAUGGAAGAACUAAUAAA
Molecule: messenger RNA, 2609 nt
Organism: Hirundo rustica (Barn swallow)
Lineage: Eukaryota; Metazoa; Chordata; Aves; Passeriformes; Hirundinidae
Gene: SYNDIG1L
Product: synapse differentiation inducing 1 like
Exons: 5
Coding region: 263-988 (241 amino acids)
Cellular component (GO): intracellular membrane-bounded organelle; membrane
Source: RefSeq, a predicted model, not a curated record